CACACACCCAUCCCCACCUCCGGGCUGGGAAGUAAAAGUACCGAAUGGCCAGAGCGCUCGCGGGCAGCAGGAAAAACUUUUGCUACCCGAGCGGCGGGACCGUGAAAGGCGAGUCCUGAAAUUGCGGAUAAAACAGACCUGACAGAAUGACAACUAUCGCCACAAAGAGCAGCUACCUGGAUCAAUCCCGGAAAACGUUCUGCAAGAACCCGUUUCUCAGUAUCAAGUUCUUUGUUUUUUGCCAUGGGCUCCUGCAGCUCUCCCAGCUCCUGAUCUCUGGCUACCUGAAGAGCACCAUCUCAACCAUCGAGAGACGAUACGGCCUGUCCAGCCAGACAUCGGGGUUACUUGCUUCCUUCAAUGAGGUUGGAAACACGCUGCUGAUCGUCCUCAUAAGUUACUUUGGGAGCCGAGUGCACAGGCCCCGUUUCAUCGGCUGUGGUGCAAUUCUCGUCUCCCUGGCCGGAUUUCUGAUGUCUCUCCCUCACUUCAUAACGGGACCCUACGAAUACGACCACUCCAUUGCCAGCAUGUUCAGCAACGCUACCGACCUCUGCCAGCCUGACGGCCCGGGGGCCGGUGGGAACCUCAGUGAUGCCAGCUGCAUGCCCCACACCGUGAAGGAGAACCACGAGGUCCUCCUCGUCAUGUUUGUGGCCCAGGCGCUGCGAGGCAUCGGCGGCGUCCCCAUCCAGCCCUUCGGGAUCUCCUACAUUGAUGACUUCGCCAGCGAAAGGAACUCUCCCCUCUAUUUGGGGAUCCUGUUCUCUCUGACUGUCAUCGGGCCCGGGGUGGCCUUCAUGCUGGGCUCUGCCAUGCUGCAUUUUUACGUCGACAUUGACAAAGUCAGCGGAGAGGAAGUCCAGCUCACGAACGAGGACCCACGAUGGGUUGGCGCUUGGUGGCUUGGUUACCUGGUCGCAGCCAGUCUCGUGGCCGUGUCUGCAGUGCCUUAUUUCUUCUUCCCACGCGAAAUGCCAAAAGAGGUGACGAGCGGGGAGGAGAGCUGCAGCAAGGAGAGCGAGGAUGUGCUCACCCAGCUUCGGUCGAGAUCCGAACACAUGCAAAACAUGUCUCUGACCAAGUUCAUCAAAUGUUUUCCCCUGGUCUUGUUGAGGAACCUCCGACAUCCUGUCUACCUGCUGGUGGUCUUGGCUCAGGUCAACCUCUCCGCCAUGGUCGCUGGUUUAGCGACAUUCAUGGGGAAGUACUUGGAAAGACAGUUCUCCCUCACAGCAUCCUUUGCCAACAUGAUCAUUGGUGCCGUGAACAUCCCCGGGUCGAUGGUUGGGAUUGUGGUGGGUGGUGCCAUCAUGAAGAAGUUCCGGAUGUCCCUGAGACAGUGCGGCGCCUUGUGCAUCCUUGGCACAUUCCUCUGCGUGGUCCUGGCUUUUCCCCUGCUUUUCCUCGGCUGCCCAACGCAGAAGGUUGCUGGUGUCACCUACAGUGAGAGCUCUGAAUUUGGACACCAAGCUUUGGAGUGCAACCUUCACUGUGACUGCCCCGAGAAAGCCUAUAACCCCAUCUGUGGCUCUGAUUCGAUCGAAUACAUCUCACCGUGUUAUGCUGGCUGUAACGUCAUAAAUAUCGAUGCCGUUAAGAACUCAGUCCUGAACUACACCAACUGCAGCUGCAUCUCCGAAAACGGGAUGGCAGGUUCUGCCAAACCUGGGACCUGCGGCACCGGCUGCUCCCACCUGCUCCUUCCCUUCGUGGUGUUGUCCUGCCUGGCGGGGAUCCUUGCAAGCACGUCCCACACGCCAUCCUUCAUGCUCAUCCUCAGGAGCGUCCAGCCUGAGGACAAGUCGUUCGCGGUUGGGAUACAGUUCAUGCUGCUAAGAGUUUUAGCAUGGAUGCCCGGCCCGGUCCUCUACGGCAGCGCCAUCGACACAACCUGCAUCCUCUGGGAGAAGAGGUGUGACAAGAACGCUGCCUGCAGAUACUACGACAACAAUCUCUUCAGGCACAGGUAUCUUGGACUCCAGUUUUUCUUUGAAGUGGGAGCUUUCCUGUGCUUCGUGACUGUGUAUUUCAUUCUCAGACGGCAGGAGAGGGAAGCCAGGAACGUAGCAGAGUCAAAGACAAACCAAGAAAAGGAGAAACUGGCAGAAAAUUCCGUAAAGAGCCCAGAAUCCAAGGUGUGAAAAGAAAAUGUGAAUUGCAGUCCGUGUCCCGGGAGGGAAAGCCACGUGAACCACCCCUCACUUGAACUGUGAAGGCUAGAUGCUUGGAGCAGCCGAAGAUAGGACUGCUUCCAGGUGGGCUGUGCUACUGCUGUGCUGCCUUGAGAGUCCUCCUAUAUGCUCUUCUAUACCUGCCUCCACCCGAACGGUGCAUCUGCACAUUUGCAUGGAUCAGUCCACACACAUUAAUCUUUGGACACCGCAGUCUCCUGGAUUUAUAUUCCUCUAAGUGUUUGUUCCUGCUGACACUCUCAAUGAUGCCAGCACUGAGCAUUAACCAUACAGCUGAAUUUUUUUUAUUAUUAAAUGCUUUUUAAUAAAUGGUUUUGUACUGUA
This is a messenger RNA of Dromaius novaehollandiae (emu), 2519 nucleotides long. RefSeq names its product solute carrier organic anion transporter family member 2B1 (gene SLCO2B1). Bases 147 to 2144 code for a protein of 665 amino acids. Gene Ontology annotation, cellular component: plasma membrane. Gene Ontology annotation, molecular function: protein binding. The record is from RefSeq and is a predicted model, not a curated record. Lineage: Eukaryota; Metazoa; Chordata; Aves; Casuariiformes; Dromaiidae. The transcript has 15 exons. Gene Ontology annotation, biological process: transmembrane transport; sodium-independent organic anion transport.